Messenger RNA from Bactrocera oleae (olive fruit fly), 846 nucleotides. RefSeq lists its product as uncharacterized. NCBI's taxonomy places the organism in Eukaryota, Metazoa, Arthropoda, Insecta, Diptera, Tephritidae. The record is from RefSeq and is a predicted model, not a curated record.
GGGGCUUGUAAGUACAUACAUAUGUACAUAUAUCGACACAAUAAAAAAAAUCUGCUUAGAUUUCGAAAAUUUGCUAACGCAGAUGGGUUGUCAAAAACGAGUGAGAUAGCUGUUCAAACCUCUAAUAGUUCAAUCAUGAUAUGUACACGUACUUAUGUACAUACAUACAUACAUAUGUAUAUCAUAGCAACUCAAUUAUUUUGUUUUCUAUCAUGAUUUUUUUUUGAUAAUGUACAUAUGUAUACACAUUUUUCUCGAAGCAAUUUAUUUAAGUAUCUAGACGUUUAUUGGUACUCUUAUUUAUUAUUGGAAUAAAGGAAUAAGUCGGUAAAAUGUGUUCGAAGGAACAAUACAGUGAGAUGAAAGAUAAAUUUAAACCACCCAAAUUGAAACAGCCAACAACUACACGAGCUCGUUGCUAUGAACAGUUCCUUUGGCAAGAGCUGUACAACGAAUAUAUUCGCUACAAUGACCGUUUGGUUAAUGUAAGGCCGGACAAAGCAAAUACAGAAUAUUUUGAUGAAUAUUGUAAAAAGGUACCAAAGGAAGAUAUGGCUAAAAAGGAGCGUUUGAUUAAUAUUUACCCGUUGUACAGCACUAGUGCGAUAACCUUGUGGAAUAACAAUGGUGAUAUAACUAGAGAUUUUAAAAAGCGUUACAUUAUAACACGCCCGGUGCAAGAACAAGCUGAACAGUUCGGAUAAUGUGAGACCAGAGAUAAACUAUAUUUUUAAUUAAUGUAUUAGUAUAUACUUGUAUACUAACGCUUAUGUUCAGAUGGGCACAAUAUGUCUUUCCCAAUUACAAAAUUAAAAACUGAAAAAUUGUACACGUUUUAAUUACAAA